AUGGUGAAGCGCGUCAAGUCCAGGGCGUUUCGAAGCACCACAGCAUCCACCAAGACCACCGAAACGGAAAGGGCAGCAGAUCCCAACGCCGACAGGGCGAGGGAGUUCAUGGAGUUGCAGAAGGAGCUCGUGUCGGCUCGGCAGCUCUUGAGCAAGCACAAGAAGAAGCACGAGCGGAAGAUGAUGCGGAUUGCUGGGGCCAUGAAGGACCACGUUCGUUGUCAGGCUUGUGCGGCCUAUGGUGCCUCUUGGCAUGCGAAGGCAAGCCUGGCUGAAGUGCUCGAAGCCAUGGCCCUGAAGUUCCUCAACGACAAGCGGCAAAGCGAGGAGGCCGUGCGCUCAAGCAACGUGGAUCCGAAGGUGCUCUCUGACCGAGUUUGGGAUGCCCAGAUGGCAGCGGCAGCCCGGGCGCUGCAGGCCAAAGAGGCGCAAAAGACACAGAAUGAGGUUGACCCGGCAGGAGGCGGCGGCGAGAAGACUAAGAAGCUGAGGGCCAAGAAGGUGCCGAAGCGAAGGAAGCUGCGCCGGGAGCGCCAGGCGGCUCAGCUUCCCGCACAGGUCCAAGCGUCGCCGGCAGAAGUCGAAGAUCUUCGAGCCGAGGGUGGCGCGCGCCAAAGCCGAGGUGCAAACGGCAAAGGCGGGUUGUCAGGAAGAGCUCAGAGCUGCAGAGGCGAAGUGGGCCAGCCUUCGGGAAGCCACGCCGAGGCGGGAGGAGUGCACGCACUGCGAGCUCUUCUACGAGGAGCUCCUGCGCAUGCAUGA
Messenger RNA from Symbiodinium natans, 762 nucleotides. Lineage: Eukaryota; Dinophyceae; Suessiales; Symbiodiniaceae. The record is from the annotation of a GenBank genome assembly.